GGAGUCAAGGACAAAAUGAGUGGGCUACUGGGUGCCAGGACUUGCUCAAGCCCAGGAGAGGCCUCAGACCUUAAGUACCCACUGGGCACCAGGCUCAGGGAGCCCCUUACCGAGGCUCGGUUCCAGCAGCUCUUCGGGGAUGAAGAGCAGGUUCAGGAGCUACCGACUGAGCCCGUCGGGCCAAAGCUGUGCAGGAUGUGGAGGAGACCCGCCAGCGCCUGUUCCAGGCCGGGGGCGUGGCGCCUGCUGCAGGCUCGGUUGCCCCCACUGCGCUGGUUGCCCCUCUACCGCUGGCGGGCCUGGCUACUCGGGGAUGCUGUGGCCGGAGUGACCGUGGGCGUUGUACACGUACCCCAGGGUAUGGCUUUUGCCCUCCUGACCUCGGUACCUCCAGUGUUCGGACUCUACACUUCUUUCUUUCCCGUUCUCAUCUACAGCCUGCUGGGUACUGGGAGACACCUGUCUACCGGAACUUUCGCUGUACUCAGUCUCAUGACGGGCUCCGCGGUAGAGCGGCUGGUGCCCGAACCCCUCAGCCGGAACCUGAGUGGAAUCGAGAAGGAGCAGUUGGACGCUCAGCGGGUUGGGGCGGCCGCCGCAGUGGCCUUCGGGAGUGGGGCGCUCAUGCUGGGGAUGUUCGUGCUGCAGCUUGGCGUUUUGUCCACCUUUUUGUCGGAACCUGUGGUCAAGGCGCUGACCAGCGGGGCCGCGCUGCACGUGCUUGUAUCCCAGCUUCCAAGCCUUUUGGGGUUGUCUCUUCCGCGCCAGAUCGGCUGCUUCUCUCUCUUCAAGACGCUGGCAGCUGUGCUCACAUCGCUGCCCCGGAGCAGUCCAGCCGAACUGACCAUAUCGGCUCUCAGCCUGGCGCUGCUUGUGCCGGUCAAGGAAUUGAACGUGAGAUUCCGAGACAGGCUACCUACCCCGAUUCCAGGGGAAAUCGUCAUGGUGCUUUUGGCCUCCGUGCUCUGCUUCACCUCUUCCCUGGACACAAAAUACAACGUUCAGAUAGUGGGGCUGUUGCCUGAAGGAUUUCCCCAACCCCUCCUCCCCAGUCUGGCUGAGCUGCCCAGGAUUCUGGCUGACUCGCUGCCCAUCGCACUGGUUACCUUUGCUGUGUCGGCCUCCCUGGCCUCCAUGUAUGCAGACAAGUAUAGCUACACUAUUGACCCCAACCAGGAGCUCUUGGCCCAUGGCGUCUCCAACCUCAUCUCCUCCUUCUUCUCUUGCUUUCCCAACUCUGCUUCACUGGCCACAACGAGCCUACUAGUGGACGCUGGUGGGAAUACACAGUUGGCAGGCCUCUUCUCCUGUAUAGUUGUCCUUUUGGUGCUGCUGUGGCUGGGACCCUUCUUCUACUAUCUGCCAAAGGCUGUCCUGGCUUGCAUCAACAUCUCCAGUAUGCGCCAGAUGUUCUUCCAGAUGCAGGAACUUCCACAGCUAUGGCACAUCAGUCGCAUGGACUUUGCUGUGUGGAUAGUCACAUGGGUAGCUGUAGUGACACUGAAUGUGGACCUGGGUCUGGCCGUGGGUGUGAUCUUCUCCAUGAUGACAGUGGUCUGCCGCACGCAAAGGGUCCAGUGCCUAGCACUUGGAUUGGCUGAGGGAACAGAACUCUACCGGCCACUCAGAGAGAGCCAUAGGCUCCUCCAGGUCCCAGGUCUCUGUAUCUUGAGAUAUCCAACACCACUCUACUUUGGGACUCGUGGGAACUUUCGCCGCAUCUUGGAGUGGCAUCUGGGGCUUGGAGAAGGAGGCAAGCCUGUCAGAGUUGUGGUCCUAGACUUCAGUGGUGUCACCUUUGCAGAUGCUGCUGGGGCCAGGGAAGUGGCACAGCUAGCUAGCCGAUGCAGGGAUGUAGGGAUCCACCUUCUCCUAGCUCAAUGUAAUGCCUCUGUGCUGGAGACACUGGCCCGGGCAGGAGUCUUGGACAGAGUGACCCCACAACAGCUGUUUGUGAGUGUCCAGGAUGCAGCUGCUCAUGCCUUGGAGAAACUGGAACUCACUGGCUCAACGAUUUGCACAGUAUGGAUAUGACCAUGUCACUUGGAGUAUGAAGGUCUCCAAUGAUGUGUGUCUAUGUGUGUGUUUGAAGAAGGCCAUGAUCCUUCAGCUCCCUUACCUAAUGUAAUGAAUAAAAUGAAGCUGAA
This is a messenger RNA of Marmota flaviventris (yellow-bellied marmot), 2147 nucleotides long. The record is from RefSeq and is a predicted model, not a curated record. NCBI's taxonomy places the organism in Eukaryota, Metazoa, Chordata, Mammalia, Rodentia, Sciuridae.